AUGAAUGAACCUAGUGCUGCUUUGCUCAGAAUGUUACACGAGUGGGACGAUGUACGUGCUGCAGGCCCUGGGGACGACAUCGACAAGUUCCAUCCCAUACGCCUGCUGCUAUGCUACCAUGCCAGGCUGCGGGCGGAGCACGAUCUUGACCAGAAAACCUGCGCUAACUGCUGCGUCCGCACCUUCUGUGGGCUUCACACCCUUUGCCAGGAGUAUCGCGAGCUCAGGAGUCGCGUCUUUGAGAUGCAAGAAGGGUGGCAUGCCAAUAUGGAGAGGAUGGGGAACUGUCGCCGCCUGACCUUCUUCUGUCCGUGUGUUGUCUUUGGGAAGAUCGCUGAGAUUGUCGACAAGGGAGCCAUAUCGUGUUGUGUGAUUGGGACAAUGUACAUGCUGCAGGCCUUGGGGACGACGGGGAUAGGCUCCAUAUUCUACCACUGCUGCUACCAUGCCAGGCUGCGGACGGAGCAUGGGCUGGAGGAGAAGCCGUGCUCCGACUGCUGCGUCCACACCUUCUGUGGGUACUGCGCCCUCUGCCAGGAGUACCGCGAGCUUAAGCGUCGUGGCUUCGACGUGCACGCAGGGUGGCACGCCAACAUGGAGAAGAUGGGGAAGACCAUGGCGCCGCAGAUGAACCAGGGGAUGACUCGUUAG
This is a messenger RNA of Triticum urartu, 651 nucleotides long. Lineage: Eukaryota; Viridiplantae; Streptophyta; Magnoliopsida; Poales; Poaceae. The record is from RefSeq and is a predicted model, not a curated record.